Paraglomus brasilianum is the source of this 750-nucleotide messenger RNA. Lineage: Eukaryota; Fungi; Glomeromycota; Glomeromycetes; Paraglomerales; Paraglomeraceae. The record is from the annotation of a GenBank genome assembly.
AUGACAAUUGUUCCUAUUCCAGUGCUAAAAGAUAAUUACGCGUACCUUGUUGUUGACUCGAACACUAAAGAAGCUGCUGUCGUUGACCCAGCUGAACCAAGGAAGGUUCAAUCUGUUGUUGAUGAACAUGGCGUAAAGCUCAAACACUUGAUUACUACUCAUCACCAUAUGGAUCACUCAAUUGGAAACGAAGAUUUUAUAAGGAAAUACCCGGAACUAAAAGUUUAUGGCGGUGAUGAUCGAAUCCCGGGAAUGAACCAUAAGGUUGAAGAUGGAGAGGUGUUCAAGGUUGGAGAUAUAUCCAUAAAGGCCAUAUACACUCCCGGUCAUACUACUGGAAGUUUCAGUUUUUACUUGACAGAUAAUGAGGAAACGGCCGUGUUUACUGGCGAUACACUCUUUAUCGGUGGGUGCGGUAGAUUCUUUGAAGGUACCGCCGCCGAUGUGUAUAAUUCCUUAAUCAACACGCUGGCCUCGCUGCCUCCAAGCACCAAGGUGUACUGUGGCCAUGAAUACACUGCUAGUAAUCUCAAGUUUGCUGCCUCAGUCGACCCUGACAAUCAGAUGCUCAAGGACAAAGUGAGCAUCGUCUCAAACCAACAGUACACGGUUCCAAGCACAAUCGGAGACGAAUUAAAAUUCAAUCCGUUCAUGAGAGUCCAUGAAGAGGCAAUUAAAAAAGCUACCGGGAAAAGUAAUCCAGUAGAGGUCAUGGGCAUGUUGAGGGAGAUGAAAGAUAGUUUUAGAUAA